Molecule: messenger RNA, 9738 nt
Organism: Penicillium waksmanii
Lineage: Eukaryota; Fungi; Ascomycota; Eurotiomycetes; Eurotiales; Aspergillaceae
Exons: 3
Coding region: 1-9738 (3245 amino acids)
Biological process (GO): fermentation
Cellular component (GO): membrane
Source: RefSeq, a predicted model, not a curated record
AUGGCCAGUACAAGCUUGACGGCUUCCUAUCUGACGCCGGACCCAAGCUUCAAUUGGUUUUUUCUUUUGGAGCUGAUCGUCUCCUGUAUCCUGGUCCUUUUCUUCCUCCUUUACUUCAAUCGACUAUUCGCGACCCUCGUAUCAUAUGCAAUUCGAGCAUACACUUGGCACUACUAUCGCGUCUAUAUCGAUAUUAACGCGCUGCAAAUUUCGCUACUCGGUGGUCGAAUAUUUUUCAAAGGCAUCAGGUACCAUGGCGCCAACGAGACGAUUUUCAUCCACGGCGGUUUCAUAACAUGGAGGUAUUGGAAGCGCAACGUGGAAGGGACGGACCUCUCAGAGGUUCGGCGCAAGACAGGAGGAUUGGACACAUCCGAAGGGUCCAAAAGUGAUUCUGCCGGCACCUGUGGGAAAAGUGAUGGCCGUGGAGAAGAAGGCGGCGAGGGCAAGGCCACAGAGUUACCAUGUCGCGUCUCCAUCAAGGUCUACGGCCUGGAAUGGUUCAUUUACAAUCGCAGCCCAGCCUAUGACAGUAUUCUGGCAGGGUUCGGAUAUACCAAAGAUGGUAAAUCAGACACAGAUGAGGACAGCCCAUACUCGCCAACUUCGUCUACUGGCUCGCAACCGGAACGCCAGCGUACCAACGACACGGUCAAUAUCCGAUCUGCGAACGAACCCAAGCCGGAAUCAAAUGAUCUGCCAGAGCGCCAUACGACUGAAGAUGAUAAUUUGCGAUCCCGGAAGACCGAUAUUCGCCAAGCUGAGUUGUCGGAACCCGUCUCAAACAUGCUUCAGCUUCUCCCGGUGAAGCUUGAAUGCACCAAAGGCGCUGUUGUGCUUGGAAACGAGAAUACCAGAUCUGUCUUGACCACUACUUUUGAUAGUGCGACAGGGAACAUCGCUGCAUGCAACGCCGGACCUCUUGAUCUUUACCGGCAAUUUUUUGCGUUCAAUUUCAGUCAUCCUGUCAUUCAAAUGCGCCCUAACCCCGACUUCAAACAAACCCAACUAGCAACUGCCAAAGUUCUGAGUGCUGCAGAAAAAGAUGAUCCUUUAAAAAGCAAAAAAAGGCGGAACCCCUUCAGCUACCGAUUUCACAAACGCAAGCUAUGGCAUGGUAUUCGAGAUCUCGUCCCGUAUUUUCAGAGCUCUGUCGAGUCCUUUCAUUCCAGCAUCAAGCAGGCAGAUUAUCUGCCACGAAGUCAAGCAGAGUUUCCCGAAGUUCGUUGGACUGGAUUGUCCCGGUAUCUCGAUCAAAACGAUUCGGACGACCAUGAACAAUGGAAUUCGGUCGAGUAUGCGAGGUUUUCAACAAUCAUAGACAGCCCUAGCUUGGAUUUGACCUAUUUCUGGGAUAUACCGGGACGGGUUUGUCCUCAACACCUGGCUUCCACCCAGUCUGGCCAUGAUAAGAUGGACAAAAACAUCAACCACGCUCUUCCUCCGGAAUGGGGUAUCGACAUGAAAAUCGAUGGCGGCACAAUCAACUACGGGCCUUGGACCGAUAGGGAAAGAAUCGGCUUGCAAAAUGUUUUCUUCCCAAAUUUCUACCGAAGUUCCGAUCCUGCAGAGCAAUUGGCCCCCGGUGUCUUGAGGCAAAGUACAGCAUUUAGAUUGCGUGUUGAGAUCAGCAGCGAGCUUGAACUGCGAAUUCCUACCCGCGAGCAAUCAAAAGAUUGGCAAUGGAAAGGUCGAGCCGAUGCCAUCAGGGGUUCCUCAAAGGCAAAAGGUCAACAGGAGAGAAGGAAAUCUCGCCCGAAAGAAGGUGAAAAAGGAACCCUUGGUUCCGACAUCCGUCCAUUUGGAUGGCUAUCCCUCUGUGUGGCAGCCGACUCUUCUAUCAGCUACGCUAUGGACAUGGUGGCUUCUAGUCUGGGCUUUCGAAACGAGCUCACUCUUGAUUUGCGAGAGUCGAAAUUGUCUUCCAGUGUGAACCAUGGACUCCUCUGGCAGUGUCCUCGACAACUUGUCACAUGUGACUUGUCCAACCCUCUCAUUUGGAAUAGUCUUCGAUCGUGGAGAUUUACUGUCCACAGCCAGGAUUUGGAACUGUUCCUCUUAAGAGAUCAUAUUUUUCUUCUGACUGAUCUUGUGAGCGAUUGGGCGUCAGGGCCACCAUCUGAGUACUACACAUUUGUGCCAUUCAUCUACCAUAUUGAUCUCGUCUUUUCGAAUCUUCAGCUUUUGGUCAACGUGAACGAUCGAAACAUCAUUAGCAACCCGACUGAUUUGGAGGACAAUCGAUUCAUUGUCAUCAAGGGCAAGACAUUAACGGCGAAUGUGACGAUCCCGCUCAACAAAUUUCAGCCUGAUCAAAACGCUGUAGAUUUCAAAGUUAAUCUCGAGGACGGAGGUGUGGACUAUCUCACACCCGGUUGGGAUACCUUGCAUGCUUUUUUACCAGGAAAGUCCAUGGCCACGCUGGACAACCUAUUUAUUGAUGGGUCCUACAACUAUUUCCACAUGACCUCGCCUGAGUUGACAGAUACAUUGGUACUCAACAUCAACGGAGGGUCGCCUCGAAUGUAUCUGUACGGGUUUUUGAUUAAGAGUUUCAUGACAGUUCGAGAGAACUACUUUGGAGAUGAAAUGCACUUCAAAACCCUCGAGGAAUACCAAGAAAUGGUCAACGCCGAGGAACUGCCAUCCAACCCCACCGGAAUAAACCCGAACAGAAAGUCCAACGAUAUGGAUGUAUUGGUCCAUGUCACUGUCGAUAGCCCCUGUGCUCUGCUUCCCGAGAGUAUCUACGAGCAGUCCAAAUGCUCGAGGCUUCGCGCCGCCUCACUUGAGGUUGAUCUACGUUUUACGAAUUACUACAUGGACAUGCAACUUUCGAUAAGUCCGCUCAAAAUCGACCUGCAGUCAGUCCAGCAGGAUGGAUCCACGUCCAUUACAGGAACCCAGUUGUUCAUUGAUGGUAUCUCAGCCUAUGGUCAUCGUUUAUUUGGACUACCACCUGCAGAGCCGACCUAUGUUUGUAACUGGGAUUUCGAUGUUGGCAGAAUCCUGGGUGAAUGCUCCACGGAGUUCUUGCAAUGCUUGUCUUCCAGUCUGAAAAGCUUCGAUUUCUCAUUCGACAACGAAGAAAACGCCCUCGCACCACUAUUCCCUCCUGUUCUGUAUGAUGUCACUUUCUUGAGGGCAAAAAUCAGCUCUAUCCAUGUCUCUGUGCUGCUGGACCAAGUUGCUGUGGUCUUGAAAUCGAGCCCGCUGACAACGAAAUUCAAUGACUGGGCCAAUUCAAAGUUCUCAAAACGAUUGAGCUUGUUGGUUCCUGAUGUCACGGUCGCUGCCAUUGAUCGCAAUAAUGUGGCCCAGGCUCUUCGAACACCUGAGAAAACUGUAAAUACACUGGGCCUCAUCCAGCUGUCAAUCGGGCUCAAGAUGGCUAUGCGCAAGAGAGGCAUUGGCGAGCGUCGUCGCCUGCAACAGGAACAUAUUAAGGCCCAUGACAAACGGACUCAUCGAGCCCAAUGGUUACUCUUUGACUGGGAAGAGAUUGGUCCAACCUCAUCCUUUGCCGAUAGGGAAGAAGACCUCUCGCCCCCGACAAUGGCCAUUCCAUCAAUGCCUGAGCCUAUCCAAGGAGGGUUCGGGUCUAGAAGCAUUCCAUCGUACCAUGGGUCUUCGAGAACUUAUUCAUCCAACACCAGCGGGCGAAGCUUCCUGGUUCCUUCCGAGACAUCGAGUCUUAGAAGUGUCAAAUUUCCUAGGAAAUAUGAUUCGCGAACGCUUUCAAGCUCUGAACAAACUCAACGACCCGAUCCUCCUUUCCGCGAUGCUAGCCGGUCUAGCCGGGUGAAGGAUACUGAUAGCGUUUAUUAUACUCCCAAGUCGAUGCCGUAUUCCGCUGCAGCAAUCCGGGACGCAAAUCCUUGGAUCCUACCGCAAUUUUCUUACCACAAACUUUCCCUCGACACAUCUGAAUUACCGUCUCCUGCAGAAAAGCAAGGCUUUGAGGGAGACGAUACUGAAAACAACAACGAAUCCAUGUUCCUGACAUUUGAAGACGACCAAACAACCUACACCAACUUUGCCAUCGACCUUCCUUUGGGAAUCAGGGGGUUUUGUACUCCAAGAUUUCUCCACAGCUUGGCGUCAUUACUUGACGGACUCGAACCCAAGCACCCCAUCCAGAUCAUGGAUGCUCUACAAAAGGAUGUCGUCUCCGAUAUUGUGGGAUAUGACAAGGCCAUGAGCCAACCAAAGAAAACCACCGCUCUGGCCCUGCGCAUCCCAAGCAUUAAAUUGAGAGUGGUCGAUGUCUCUGUGUCCUGUGAAAACCCACAAAUCAAGUUCCGUGACGUUUACGCCAUCGAGCUCUAUCGACUUCGAACGGAGUUCCAAAGAAGGGUACAGCGUCAAAAGGGUGACCUUCUUGAAGGUCUCAAGCAGGGUAUCACAGUCCACGCUGCGGCAGAUCACGCAUCGAUCGCGGUGGAGGGUGGCCGAGCAGAUGCAUUCCAGGAGAAAGCCGUCUUCGACUGCGAGCUAGGUGACAUGAACUUUUGGUUGGUUACCACACCCAAUAUCCGGUCUAACCUUCAAAUGCGGUACUUCAAUACGGUCACGUCCGCCAAGUCUGUGGAGGGUUUGGCUUUGCUUGUUCGCCGAGCGACGACAAUGUUUGACUCGGUGGCCUCGUCUUUCCAACAAGUAUCAUCAUCCAGCAAAAGACGUCUUCGACUUCUGCUCUACUUUGUCACGCAGUCCGCCACUGGUAUUCCAGAUCCCACAUUUUUGACGCGCAUAUCCUAUGUCCUGAGAGUUGUCUCGGCCCAUUUGCGACAGCAUGACUCUUGGAAGAUCAUCUCUCGUAUUCGCAAUGUCUACAAGAAUCUUCCAGCGCACCUUAAAGGGGAAUUGGAGAAGAACUGCCAGGGUGACAAUUUACCUUUACCUCCCAACGCCAAGUCGACGGUUUUGAAUGGCUUCGAUCAGUGGCGGGCCUGGGACCUAGCCCACGUUGAAAAGAGCUAUGUCAUGCGCAAGAUAUGGUCAACGCAAGAGCCUCAGCCUGCAACGAAGGAGCCCUCCCUUUCAUUAUCUUGCACCAUCAAAACGUUCAAGUUCUCUUUGGACCCUGGCCCAAGAGAAAGCGACCUCAUCAUUGAGAACCUGUCGACCAUCACGUCAGUAAUCCCAGAUAUGGCAAUCCAGGGAGAGAGUCCAAAGAAACAUAAGAAGGUUGUCAGUUGUCAGGUGUACAAUUCUUCUUCAGCUUUGCGUCUUCGAUGGGAGAUUGUGGAUCUAGUUGAAGGCGUGAUGAAAGUCAUGUCGAAUAUCACACUGGAAUCCAAGCCGGAGGAAACACCAACUGCGGCCAAAGAAACGAAACCCACUGAACUGCAAUUUGUUUUUGGCACCGAUUUUGGAUCCAUCACCCUUGAUGGUAUCAACGUCAAGCUUGCUUUAGUGUCGCGAUCUCUACGUGGCUCAGUCGUUCACAGUUCCUCGGGGCUUAAAGAUGCAACUACUGAAAAGCUUGCUCUUUUGUUCAGUGCCGCGGCAUGCUCUUCGGAGUUUCUGAGUCAAUCGACGACCCUCCUGCUGUCCAAGAUCGCAGAUCCUUAUCUCUUCUUCUCGCUUCUUUCCGAAGAAGAUGCCGCUAAGUGCAAGCGUGACUGGAAGAUCACCAGCUCAUGCAAAAAGCUUCGCUUCAAUAUGAUGCAGGAUCCGGUCAGUCUGGCACAUACGGCUGAUCUCCUAAUAGCAGAUGAAGUCUGGUACAUCCGACAACUCAUGGACAAUGUCAAGAUUCACAAGCAAGAUCCCGAUGUGAAUUCUGUCGCAUCCAAGAAGUCAACUAGUAACAAUGUCAAUGUGGCAAUGUUCCUAGACGAUUAUAGGCUAAGCUUCAGCCUUUUGCCGUCCUUGAAUUAUCAGAUCGUCGGCGACGUGGCACGGAUGUCCGUGAUGCCAACCGAGAACUCUAAGAUUGAAGUCGAUUUCGACGUCAAAAAGAAUUUCCACAAAUUCAUGUCUGGUGAUGGUGCCCGAUCUCACGCUUUGUCGGUCCUUGAGAUACCCCCAACCAAUGGCCGAAUUUUGGCAAACCUCUUGCCCGACCGGAAGGAGGUGGAGGUCGACAUGACCAUAGAGCUCAUUCAACUCGAAGCCAGUGCAGUACGAAGUCUUCUCGCUGUGCUGACUGGUCCCGACAUCUCGCACCUUCUUUCGGAUCUCAAGCAAAAUGUUGACGUUGUCAAGAGUCAUUUAACAGAUGUGCUUUCUUUGCAGAAAGAGUCGCCGAAGCCCAAAUCAACCACAGAAGAUACUGUUGUGCUAUACAAAUCCCGCCUCACUAUGGCAGGAAUCGAGAUCCACGCCAUUGCUUCGGGUCUGAAAGGACGGAACUACUCAGCAGAAAUGCUUCUCAGUCUGGGUAUGAUGCAGAUGCGCCUUCAGAAUGGUCUCGAUCGCGGCUAUACGAUGGAGUAUCCGGAGUUCAGUGUUGAUGCCUCUCAAAUCAAUUUCGAGCUACGCAGACGUGAGCGAUCAAAAAGCACGUUCUAUGGUGGGCUUUCCGCAGCACUCAAACUACUUGGAACUUCAACCGUUCGUGAGAAUGGGGAAGUCAUGCGAGCAUAUCACUUCACAAGUGAUAAGUUUGAUAUCGAAUUGUUUACCGAAACUGCUGCUUUGGUGGUCGAUAUUGCAAUUUACACGCAAGAACGGAUCAAGACGCUGGAUCUGUCGCAUGAAGUCAAGCGGCUCAGGAGACUACGGCAUCGCAACCACGACGUACCGGAAGUUCCAUCCGAGACGCCCGAGAUUCAUGUGAACGAUGAUAAUAAUCCACAGGCAUUUUUGAAUGCUUUGUACUCCUUGCAGUUCCUGGAUAUCCAAGUUGCCUGGAAUAUGCCCGCGGCAUUGUCCGGUGGCUCAGGUAGACAGCCUGAGGAUCUGGUCUUUUCGAUCCAGCAGGUUGAACUGUCUAACAAGAAGAAGAACGCGGCUAAACUUCGCAUUGGAGAUAUGCAACUCCAAAUGGUGCCAUUCCGGUCAGACAGGAAACAACGCUCCCUCAAUUCCGCACUCAUGCCAGAGCUUGUUUUCAAUGUUGCUUACUACUCCAGCGGCAAGGAUACAUGGCUUGCAUUCCAGGCAGCUGGCAAGUCGCUUGAUAUUCGAGCGACGUCCGAAUUCAUCAUUCCAGCGAACAUGAUACGAAAUUCCAUGGCCUCUGCAUCCGAGGCUCUCCGGGAAGGCAAAGUUGCUUGGGCGACGAAGUCGUCUCCAGAUGAUGAUAACAGCACCAAUAGCAACAAAGAUCGCAGCCUUUUCGGUAAUCGACGCUUGCGGUCUGUCUUUGUGGAUGUUGACUUUGCAGGUGCCACUGUCACACUGCAAGGCAAACAAGGGCAUGACUCCCAGAGCUUGCUGGCCUCCACUUUCAAGGGCAGCCGAAUCUCAGAAGGCAAGUACGGACAAUAUGUCCAAGGCGAUUCGGCGACGACAGCAACCCUUCGAGCCCCAGGUGUGGCAUUGAAGGUUCACUUCGAAGACAAUGGGACCGAUGAUCCUGCCCUCAACGCUGAACUCAAGGUUGAUCCGUCCACGAAUGUGCUCUACCCGACACUCGUGCCCUUGGUUAAACAGAUGACUGCUACCGUGAAAGAGAUCAUGAGUGAACAGCAAAGCCAGCAAAGCCAACAGAAUCAACAGAGCCAACAUAGCCAACGACCACAAACCCGCCGCCCAUCUGCGGCUUCUAAGCUGCAACCCCAGAAGCUGAUGCAAGAGACUCCAUUUGGAGCACAAGAUCCAACAUCAAUUCUGGGUCGCUGCAAGGUCAAUUUGGGAUUAUUGUUCAACAAACAAGAGUUCAGUCUGAGCUGUCAGCCAAUUGCCAGAGUGGCCGCCACAGCGCGAUUCGAGAGCGUGUACGUGACAGUCAACACCGUUCAAUCGGCAGAGCAAGCACGCUUUCUGGCCUUGUCUUUGGCAUUCAACAACCUAGAAGCUUCAGUCAAACAUGUUUACUCUAAUGAGUCUACGGCAAGCUUUGAAGUCAAGUCUAUGGUGCUGUCGCUCAUGAACAGCAAGCAUCUCGGCCGCAUGAGCGGGAUGUCGGCUAUUUUGAAAGUCAGCCCCAUGAAAGUUUCAUUGAAUGCGAAGCAAGUGCAAGACUCUCUACUGUUCCAAGAAAUCUGGCUGCCUUCCGAUGAUGAGUCUAGCCCUGCUGCGACUCCAGAGCCGCCUGCGCCUGCACCUACGCCUGCACCUACGCCUGAGUCUCAUCAGCCAUACAUUGUUCAACGAUAUCAACAAGUUGCUGCGGCGUCUGCGUUCCCUUGGAAUACCACUAUUGCUAUUGAGAAGCUUGAGAUUCAACUUGAUCUAGGCUCAACUCUUGGAAAGGCGCAAUUCGCUAUUGACAACGUAUGGGUGUCAUCGAACAAGACUUCCGACAGCGAACAGAGCAUGUGCAUCAACCUUGAUAGUGUGAGUAUUGAAAGCAAGGGCCGUUUGAGUGGCGUUGUUGAGCUCCGUACUUUCAAAGUCCGCACCUCUAUCCAAUGGCCAGAGGAGAAUGACGAGGCUAUGCAUACCCCUCUCAUUCAGGCAUCCAUUGCCUUCCAUCACCUCCAGGCCAAGGUGUCCUUCGAUUACCAGCCUUUCCUUGUCGCACAUAUUGCCAUGUUUAACUUCUUGAUGUACAAUGUACGCGAAUCCUCUGGGGAAGACAAUCAGCGACUCUUCAGUAUGUUGGAGGGAGACGAGGUCCAAGUUUUCUGCACAUCUUUGACAGCCUCCCAAACACUGGCUCUCUAUCAAGCUUGGCAGCGACUGGUUCAAGACAAACAAGCUGCGUAUGAGGCAUCACUCCGUGAAGUGGAACGAUACCUUCGGCGCAAAUCCACCAUGCAAGCAGACCGAACAGAGGUUCAAACGAAGGAACUUGCCAAGAAGAGCGACGAAGAGUCCGAACAGGCGCCAAUUUCGCUGCAUACUGGGGUUGUCGUCAAUAUUCGCCAUGUCAAUCUCGGCGCAUUCCCGAGCACCUUCUUUGACAACCAGAUUUUCAAAGUGGAGGCAUUCGAUGCCCAGGCCCGAUUUGCUGUAUCACUUGAAUCGAACAAGAUCCACAGCGCGUUAGGCCUAACUUUAGGCCAACUUCGCGUGGCACUCUCUGGUAUCAGUCGGCCGAGCGCCGCCCAGCUUGAAGAGUUGUCGGUAGACGAGAUGGCCGACCGUGCUGCCAACUCCCGCGGCGGGACCAUCCUCAAAGUCCCUCGACUGGUCGCUGGAAUGGAAACAUGGCAAGUCCCCGGAACCAGGCAAAUCGACUACAUAUUUCGCAGUACCUUCGAGGGUAAAGUGGAUGUGGGCUGGAACUACUCACGCAUCAGUUUCAUCCGCGAUAUGUGGGAAACACACACUCGGGCCUUUGCUUCCCGACUUGGCAAACCGCUUCCGCCAUCUGCCGUGCGCAUCACCGGUGGUCCCGGUAGUGGCAGUGCCGAAGGAAGUGGUUCUGGAACCGAGCAGCAGGAGAAGAUUACCGCCGUGGUCAAUGUGCCACAAUCCAAGUACACUUACACGGCCCUUGAGCCGCCCGUCAUUGAGACGCCACAGUUGCGCGAUAUGGGCGAAGCAACACCACCACUGGAAUGGAUUGGGUUGCAGCGUGACAAGCUCCCCAAUAUCACGCACCAGAUCAUUAUUGUUACGUUGUUGGAGAUUGCGAAGGAAGUGGAAGAUGCAUAUGGGACGAUCCUCGGAGCGUAA